UGCACUAAGAUUCAAAAUUGGAAUAUUCGUUAAGAAGUACAAAAUGGAAAUGCAAUAUUUUUCAAAUAUUCAAAAUGAAAGUUGUUCUGGAUUAGUUGAAAGCUCCGAUACUGAGAAGGAUAAAUUCGUUGCAGUGAAUCCAAAACUGAGUAAAAGUCGGGUAACAAGCAAGAAACUUCUGGUUUUCAAUGUAAUUUCUUCAGUGGUUUUUUCCAUAGCUCUGAUUUUUGCUUUUAUUCUGAUUUACCAAAUUCAAAGUGAAUUAAAACUUACUGAAGAGAAAUUGGAAAAUCUGUUCAACAAUUCCCGAAUAGAAGUAUUCAGCGACAACCAGAGAAAUUCAUUACAAAUCAAACAGGACUUGAAGACUCUGAUUAUGGGAAAUAUAAACGAGCAAAACAAAAACGCAUUAAAGCUUCAUGUCGAAUUAAAGACUAUGCAAGAAAAUUUUGAUAAGUUGAGCGAAGCUUACAAAACAGUUUUGAAAGAUACACAAACAGAAUCCUUGCAAAUUAAAAAGAGUUUGGAAAUGACAAGAGUCAAUGUGACAAGGCAAAUGAAAAGAAACAUUAACGAAAACUACAAACUGUUCAAAAAAGAUUUGAAAGUAACAAAGAAAACUUUGAGAGAACAAUUGAAUGUUUCACUUGCUAAACUUUCAGAAGAAACGCAAAAAAGGACGUUGAAGAGUGAGAAUGACCUAAAAAUGCUAAUGGAGAAUCUAACGAGAGAAAUAAAAAAUAACAUAUCACAAGAAAACAAUGAAAUGAUGAAAGUUUCUGAAGCCAAAUUAAAGGACCAUAUAAACAAAUCCAACGAGGAAAUAUUGAAAGAAACGCAACAAAGUUCAUUAAUGAUCAAGAGUGAUUUGGAAACGUUAGUUAUGACUGUGACUGGUCAACUAAAGAUUGAUGUGUUAGAAGAAACUAAGAAAUUGCUUCAAAGCGAACGGAAUCUGACAGAGGAGAAAUUCAAGAAACAAUUAAAUAUGUCUUAUGAGGAAAUGUUGCAAGUCGCAGAAGGCAGGACGUUGGAAAGUGAGACCGACCUGACAAUUUUAAUGGAGAAUCUAAUGGGAGAAAUGAAAAAGAACAUAUCACAAGAAAACAAUGAACUGAUGGAACUUGUCGAAGCCAAAUUUAAGGACCAGAUUAACAAAUCCAAUGAGGAAAUAUUGGAAGAAACGCAACGAGCUUCAUUAAACACCAAGAGUGUUUUUGAAACUUUAAUUAUGAAUGUGACUGGUCAAUUAAAGACCGAUGUAUUAGAAGAAAAUAAACUAUUGCUUGCUAGCGAGUUGAAUCUGACGAAUAAGCAAUUUAAGAAUUAG
Molecule: messenger RNA, 1330 nt
Organism: Styela clava
Lineage: Eukaryota; Metazoa; Chordata; Ascidiacea; Stolidobranchia; Styelidae
Source: RefSeq, a predicted model, not a curated record